This is a messenger RNA of Sphaerodactylus townsendi, 1520 nucleotides long. RefSeq names its product ALG1 chitobiosyldiphosphodolichol beta-mannosyltransferase (gene ALG1). Gene Ontology annotation, cellular component: endoplasmic reticulum. Gene Ontology annotation, molecular function: mannosyltransferase activity. NCBI's taxonomy places the organism in Eukaryota, Metazoa, Chordata, Lepidosauria, Squamata, Sphaerodactylidae. The coding region runs from base 14 to 1411 and encodes 465 amino acids. The record is from RefSeq and is a predicted model, not a curated record. The transcript is spliced from 13 exons.
CUUCUCCGACAACAUGGCGGCGCUCUUGUGGUUGGCCUUUUGCGGGGCGCUGCUGCUCUUGCUGCUAUGGUGGCGAGCGCGGCCGGCCGGUUCCGAGGCCCGCGCGGCAGUGGUGGUGCUGGGCGAUCUGGGCCGCAGUCCCCGCAUGCAGUAUCACGCCUUGUCGCUGGCCCGCCGGGGCUUCCAGGUCGCCUUCGUGGGCUACCCAGGUACAAAGCCACACAACAAUAUAUUAUGUAAUGAAAAUAUACAGAUAGUGCACAUUCCAGAGUAUAAAGCGAGGCAAGUUGGCCCAAAGGUUUUCCAAUAUAUCACAAAAGUGAUUGUUCAAACUAUCCAACUGUUUUAUGUCAUGCUGAAAAUAACGAAUCCAGGCUACAUUCUUCUUCAGAAUCCUCCAGGUCUGCCCAGCAUAGCUGUUACCUGGGCUGUUUGCUUUCUGCGUGGAAGUAAGCUAAUAAUCGAUUGGCACAACUACGGGUAUACCAUAAUGAGCCUGACGCAUGGAGAAAGACACCUGUUAGUCCGGAUUGCUAAAUGGUAUGAACAACUCUUUGGCCGUUUGUCGGACUAUAACAUUUGUGUGACCAAUGCACUGAAAGAGGAUCUGGAGGUGAAUUGUAACAUCAGAGCGAUAACCCUCUACGACAAACCGCCGUCUUUCUUCAAGGAGACACCACUGAGCGACCAGCAUAGGCUUUUCAUGAAGCUCAGCAAAGACUAUAACCCAUUUAAAGCCCAAUCUUUAACAGAGCCCGUCCUUCCAAGUGACGACAACGAGAAAUCAGCCUUCUUGCAACGAGACAUCCGAAGUGGACAGGUGACCCACCAGAAAGACCGGCCGGCUCUCCUGGUCAGCAGCACCAGUUGGACAGAGGAUGAAGAUUUUUCUAUCUUGCUGAAAGCUUUAGAAGAAUAUGAGCAUUACAUCAACGAUGGGAUGAGGCUUCCUCCGCUGGUGUGCGUGAUAACAGGGAAAGGGCCUUUGAAAGAGUAUUAUAGCAAGCUGAUUGCGACCAUGCAUUUCAAGCAUAUCCAGAUUUGUACACCCUGGCUGGAAGCGGAGGACUACCCCCUCCUGUUGGGUUCAGCAGACUUGGGCGUUUGCCUCCACAAAUCAUCCAGUGGCUUAGAUCUCCCCAUGAAGGUUGUGGACAUGUUCGGUUGCUGCUUGCCUGUGUGUGCAGUGCAGUUCCAGUGCUUGCACGAGCUCGUGAAGCAUGAAGUGAAUGGCUUGAUAUUCAAAGAUUCGAGUGAACUUGCAGGACAGCUGAAGACGCUUUUCUGGGAAUUCCCUACUACAGAAGGCAAGCUUAAUUUAUUCAGAAGAAACCUUCGGACAGCCAAACAGUUGCGGUGGGACGAAAGUUGGGAACGGACAGUUUUUCCUUUGUUCAGCAACAGUAGCUAAUGUUAACAGUGAAUGUAUUACUGAUGUAUCUCCCAAUACUGUUACUUAUCCUGGAGUUUUUAUUUUUACACAUCAUUUUACAAGAAUAAAAAAGCCAAACCUCUCCCCA